Messenger RNA from Anopheles coluzzii, 1685 nucleotides. It is a transcript of the gene l(2)37Bb, whose product is annotated as FAD-dependent oxidoreductase domain-containing protein 1. Gene Ontology annotation, cellular component: cytoplasm. Lineage: Eukaryota; Metazoa; Arthropoda; Insecta; Diptera; Culicidae. The record is from RefSeq and is a predicted model, not a curated record. The transcript is spliced from 2 exons. Gene Ontology annotation, molecular function: oxidoreductase activity. The coding region runs from base 4 to 1608 and encodes 534 amino acids.
ACGAUGUUUCAGGCACUGCAACGAAGAUCCUCCAAGCUGUCCGUACUACGGCAGGCCCGAAAUCAACAGCCCCGCAUCACAUACAGCUCCAGGCGACAGUAUGCCUCAUCCGGCGAGGGAAGCAAAGGCGGCUCCGGCAAACCCAGCGGAGAUUUUUCCGACCAGGUAGAAGCGAACAAGGAUAAUCCGAUCUCGCGCACCCUAAAACUGAUCGGCAACGAUGUGCAGCGGAUGAAAAAGUUCAUCCUACCGAGCAGUUACACAAACCCAGGUGCUAAGGGUGAUACGCCCGAUUCCGCGAAUUCGAUCGAAAACUACCUCGAACGGUACCGAAGGGACGGGUUCCAAUCGCACUGCGACGUACUCGUAAUCGGUGGUGGCGGUGUCGGAUCGUCCAUAGCCUACUGGCUGAAGAAACGAGCCCGCCAGGGCCUGAACGUGGUGGUGCUGGAGAAGGAUGCAACGUACGCGCAGGCCUCCACCUGUUUGUCGGUGGGCGGACUGCGACAGCAGUUUUCCAUCGUCGAAAACAUACAGAUGAGCCUGUACGGGGCGGACUUUAUGCGUAACAGCAGGGACUAUCUGGGGGACGACGUCGAUCUUAACUUCACCCCGCACGGCUACUUGCUGCUCGCGAGUGAGGCGGGCGCGGAACAGCUGGAGCAAAACUCUAAACUACAGUGUGCGCUCGGGGCGAAGAAUGAGCUGCUGACGGCGAAACGGUUAAAGGAACGCUUUCCCUGGAUGAACACGGAGGGCAUUGCGCUCGGGUGCCACGGGCUGGAGAAGGAAGGAUGGUUUGAUCCGUGGGCACUGCUGUCCGGGUUCCGGAAGCGUGCCAUCGAGUACGGCGCCCACUACGUGGAGGGAGAGAUGGUUGGGUUCGGCUUUCGGCAGCAGCCGGACAUACUGGCCGAAGGCAUCGAGGAAGGCUCGUACGAGGGGAUCGAUCGGGCGUUCGUAAAGAUGAAGGAUGGUGAGAUGAGGGAGAUCAAGUUUGCCAUCGCCAUCAUAGCGGCCGGUGCGCAGUCGGGUGCGAUCGCCAAGAUGGCACGCAUUGGGACGGGGAAGGGCAUGCUUUCGAUACCGCUACCGGUCGAGCCGCGGAAGCGGUACGUGUACGUGUUCCAGUGUGAGAAUGAUCAAGGACCGGGAAUCAACACGCCUCUCACGAUCGAUCCGAGCGGGACGUACUUCCGGCGGGACGGGCUGGGUGGGAACUAUCUCGGUGGCAAGAGUCCACUGCCGGAGGAGGAACCGCCGGUCGACAAUUUGGACGUUGAUCAUACGUUCUUCGACAAGACGGUGUGGCCCAAUUUGGCGCAGAUGGUGCCGGCCUUCGAGGCGAUUAAGGUGAAAAACGCCUGGGCCGGAUACUACGAGUUCAAUACGUUCGAUGAGAAUGGUAUUGUGGGGCCGCAUCCGUACUACAACAAUCUGUAUAUAGCGACGGGCUUUAGCGGGCAUGGCAUUCAGCAAACACCGGCCGUCGGAAGGGCGGUGUCGGAGAUGAUCAUUGAUGGUGGAUUCCGAACAGUCGAUCUCACACGGUUCGGGUUCGAUAGGAUCAUCGUCGAUCAGCCAAUGUACGAGGCAAACAUUUUCUAGUCCAAACGGCGAGAGUUUGUUAAGAUUGUUACAAUCCUUAAAUAAAAUAUAAGUCAUACUUUCUAGACAAACCCCAA